Messenger RNA from Manihot esculenta (cassava), 1950 nucleotides. Its product is annotated as putative DNA glycosylase At3g47830. Gene Ontology annotation, biological process: base-excision repair. The transcript is spliced from 4 exons. The coding region runs from base 72 to 953 and encodes 293 amino acids. The record is from RefSeq and is a predicted model, not a curated record. Lineage: Eukaryota; Viridiplantae; Streptophyta; Magnoliopsida; Malpighiales; Euphorbiaceae. Gene Ontology annotation, molecular function: catalytic activity.
CCAAAAGGUCCUUUUUGUAUUUUUCAUAAAAUCAUACGACUCACCGGGAGGGAAGGGCCGGAAGAUACAGAAUGCAGAAAAGCCGCAAAAGAAAGCAACAGCUCCGACUUAAACCAGGCGAAUCCGAAACGAAACCAGCCAAAAUCAGCAUUCCUACAAAACAUGAUCCAUACCCAACUCACCCUCGACCCACCCCCGAAGAAUGCCUAGCUGUUCGAGACUCUCUUUUGGCUUGUCACGGCUUUCCUCAAGAGUUCGCUAAGUAUCGGGAGCAGAGACGGAAUUUAUCCUCCCUUGUGAUCGACACUGAUGCUCAAAAUGGCGUGAAAUCAGAGACGUUAGAUACUGGAGAAGAAAGUGUGUUGGAUGGUUUGAUAAAAACCCUGCUUUCCCAGAAUACUACUGAGGUUAAUUCUCAAAGGGCUUUUGCUAAUCUGAAAUCUGCUUUUUCCACAUGGGAAGAUGUGCAUGCUGCUGAAUCGAAAUGCAUAGAGCAUGCCAUACGAUGUGGAGGUUUAGCUCCAAAAAAAGCUUCUUGCAUUAAGAACAUAUUGAGUUGCUUGCUAGAAAAAAAGGGCAAACUAUGCUUGGAGUACCUUCGAGAUUUGUCAGUUGAAGAAAUUAAAGCUGAGCUCUCUCAUUUCAAGGGAGUUGGGCCCAAAACGGUAUCUUGUGUUUUGCUGUUCCAACUUCAACUAGAUGAUUUCCCAGUGGACACACAUGUGUUUGAAAUUGCAAAGGCCAUUGGCUGGGUACCUGAAGGGGCAGACAGGAAUAAGACAUACCUUCAUCUUAAUCAACGGAUUCCAAAUGAGCUUAAAUUUGAUUUGAAUUGUCUUCUAUUCACUCAUGGUAAGCUUUGCCGUAAAUGCACCAAGAAAGGGGGCAACCAGCAAAGCAAGGAAUCCUGUGAUAACUCCUGUCCACUACUAAAUUACAGAGUUAACUUAUAGUGUUAAGUCAACUGGGGAAAUUAAUUAACGAUAUUCUCUUUAUCAGCCUUAAUUGGUCCUGGUUCUAGUCCACUUGUUUGCUCAAAAGAGAAAGCAUUGCCUUUCUGUUAUCUGGGCCUCUGUAAGAUUUGGAUCAGUAGACCACAUUGAGGGGUUUGCUUAACAAAAAAGAGGUCAGGUUGAGAUCUACUUUCCCAUGUACAAUUUAGGAGGAGGUGAUUUAUAGGAACAAAGCAUAAUCUUGUCGUUCUUAUUUUCAUAGGCUAUAUAUGUGCUUUAUAUACAUUUGCGAUAUUUCUGUUUAUUUUUCCCCUAAAGCAAGAAAGCAAUCUGGGAUGAAUGUCAAGAGAUGAAAAAAGAGGGGGAGUAAUCAGAAGCAUUAUUGUUAGAAAUAAUUAUAGCUUAUAGGAUAACAACAAAUCCAAUAGAACCAACUUUCAUUAUUUCCCAAAGUCAUUAGAGUGUUGUGCAACUAUUAAGCACAAAAACUUUUUUUAAUACAUAAUAUAAUAGUAGCUGAUGACUUGAAAUAGCUGUAAAUACAUGCAUAGGGUAAUAAGAUAUUGUUUUUGCAUAUUUUGAAGAUAUGCCCUGAUCUUCUUGCUUUCCUUUUUGUAAUAGAUAUACUUACAUCAGUUUCCACUUAUUAAGUAAAUACUAAGAACUCUAGCUUGCAAUUUCACGAGCAUGAGACUGUAGGAAUUAUUGCAGAAGCGCUUAUGAAGUACUAGCUGUUAAUCCUCUGGUCUCCAGUGGAAAUUAGUUUUGUAGUUAGUGCUGCAUAGCUAACAUUUUGACUUCUUUAUAUCUUUAUUUAUUUUUGUUCUUUUAUCAUGCACUUCAAAAUGCUCAAGUGGUACCACAACUGCAUGUCAAGGUGCCAAACUCCUAAUAGAUUGCACUUUUGCUGCUACUAGUGUGGUGUGCUGUUACUGGAUUAUUAUAACAAGAUCUUGCAUCUCUUUGUUGGGUAGGGUUGGCAAAAUUUGGUUAAACC